Messenger RNA from Penicillium maclennaniae, 1410 nucleotides. RefSeq names its product putative MFS monocarboxylate transporter. Bases 1 to 1410 code for a protein of 469 amino acids. NCBI's taxonomy places the organism in Eukaryota, Fungi, Ascomycota, Eurotiomycetes, Eurotiales, Aspergillaceae. Gene Ontology annotation, molecular function: transmembrane transporter activity. The transcript has a single exon. Gene Ontology annotation, cellular component: fungal-type vacuole membrane. The record is from RefSeq and is a predicted model, not a curated record. Gene Ontology annotation, biological process: transmembrane transport.
AUGGAGAAGGUCCCGAGUAUGGUUGAGGAAAAAGACUUCCAGAAUGAAGACCAAUCAAGGUCGCUGGAGAGCAACGACCCUCGAGGUCUAGUAUCUGACGAAGAGUCUACUCUUGGUGACGGGCCCAACGGCCUCGCCCAGGUGCUCACCAACGCCAGCGCAGUCGCAUGUACGCUCUCUGCAGUGCGCACGCGGGAGUCUGGGAAGGAAAUCGGCCCGCCGCCGGACGGGGGCUUCCAGGCCUGGCUCCAGGUCGCUCUAGGACAUAUGAUCAUCUUCAACACCUGGGGCUACAUCAACAGCUUUGGCGUCUUCCAAACGUACUAUACCACACGGUUGGACCGCUCUCCCUCCGACAUCUCAUGGGUGGGAAGUAUUCAGAUCUUCUUGCUCUUCUUCAUCGGGACAUUUUCUGGACGCGCGACAGAUGCCGGAUACUUUCGAUUCACUCUGACUAUAGGUGCCACACUGGAGGUGUUUAGUAUCUUCAUGACCUCGCUGUGCACUAAGUACUGGCAGCUCUUCCUGGCCCAGGGUCUGGGACAGGGUAUCGGCUGUGGUCUGAUGUUUUGCCCGACGCUGGCAUUGAUCUCCACCUACUUUGACAGAAAUCGUGGUAUCGCCAUCGGUCUGGUGGCUUCGGGAUCGGCUACCGGUGGUCUGGUCUUUCCAGCUGUCGUCAUGCGCAUGUUACCCGAAGUCGGAUAUGGAUGGACUAUGCGAACGCUCGGUUUCAUCACGAUGGCCACCUUGAUCCCCUGCCUGCUCUUCUUCAAGCAGCGACUACCGCCUCGCACCACCGGGCCGCUUGUCGAGUGGACCGCGUUCAAGGAGAUUCCCUACCUGCUCUUCGCGGUAGGUAUGUUCCUAAAUUUUUGCGGUCUAUACGUAGCCUUCUUCUACAUCGGUAGCUUCAGUCGCAACAUCGGAGUAUCCGAGCGGACCUCCAUCUAUCUGCUCAUGAUCAUGAACGGAGUCGGCAUCGUGGGCCGACUGGUGCCCAACCUGCUCGCCGACCAGUUUACAGGGCCGCUGAACCUGCUGAUUCCCUUCAGCUGCGCGACUGCAAUUGUUGCCUAUUGCUGGUCAGCCGUACACGACAUGUCCAGCCUGUAUGCCUUUGCUGUGUUCUAUGGUCUUUUCGCGGCAGGCAUUCAGUCGUUGUUCCCCGCCACGCUGAGCACUUUGACCACGGACUUGAAGAAGAUCGGUGUGCGAAUGGGCAUGGUGCUCAGUAUUGUGGCCGUGGCAGCUCUGAUCGGAUCGCCUAUUGCAGGUGCCCUGGUCUCGACGGACGAUGGCGAGUACCUUUAUGCGCAAAUGUUCAUGGGCAGUGCGAUUAUCGCAGGCACGGUCGUUUUGAUCGGAGCCCGAGUGACAACGGUGGGCUUGGGCCUUGCGCGAGUGUAA